Molecule: messenger RNA, 627 nt
Organism: [Candida] anglica
Lineage: Eukaryota; Fungi; Ascomycota; Pichiomycetes; Serinales; Debaryomycetaceae
Source: the annotation of a GenBank genome assembly
AUGUCUUUUAACGCUACAAGAAGUAAGAUUGAAUUACCCAAAUUAGAUUGGAGUUACGAUGCUUUGGAACCUCACAUUUCAGGAAAGAUAAAUGAAAUCCAUCAUUCCAAACAUCACCAAGUUUAUGUCAAUGGGUAUAACGCUGCAAUUGAGCAAUUGGUUGAAGCGGAAGCAAAAGCUGAUGUCAAGAAAACCAUCGAAAUUCAGCAAAACAUCAAGUUUCAUGGUGGUGGCCACACCAAUCAUGUCUUGUUCUGGAAAAGUUUGUCCCCAACUUCGCAACAUGGAGGUAAGCAUCCUGACCCUAACUCUGCUCUCGGGAAAAAAAUUGUUGAACAGUAUGGAUCUGUCGAUAACUUGAUUAGUGUUGUGAACUCUAAGCUUGCAGGUAUUCAAGGAUCUGGCUGGGCAUUCCUCGUCAAGAACAAGCAGAAUGGCGGUACAUUGGAUGUAGUCACCACAUACAAUCAAGAUACUGUUACUGGCGACUUAGUUCCCUUGCUUGCCAUUGAUGCUUGGGAACAUGCUUACUAUUUACAGUAUCAGAAUGUCAAGCUUGACUACUUCAAGGCUAUUUGGAAUGUUAUCAAUUGGAAGGGAGCAAGUGAGAGAUUCGAUAAAUUGUAA